Messenger RNA from Oncorhynchus kisutch (coho salmon), 3320 nucleotides. RefSeq names its product dual specificity protein phosphatase 7. Gene Ontology annotation, cellular component: cytosol; cytoplasm. Gene Ontology annotation, molecular function: MAP kinase tyrosine phosphatase activity; MAP kinase tyrosine/serine/threonine phosphatase activity; protein tyrosine/threonine phosphatase activity. Bases 420 to 1526 code for a protein of 368 amino acids. The transcript is spliced from 3 exons. The record is from RefSeq and is a predicted model, not a curated record. NCBI's taxonomy places the organism in Eukaryota, Metazoa, Chordata, Actinopteri, Salmoniformes, Salmonidae. Gene Ontology annotation, biological process: peptidyl-tyrosine dephosphorylation; negative regulation of MAPK cascade.
GAAGCACCUCCCUCUUGAGUUUCUCCACUGUCAACUACAUUUCCUCUGCAUCGGAAUGGCAAAAAGGAGAACGUGUUCCAACUAGUGCGAUUGUCAGUGUAGAAAGUUGAUCGUAUAUUUAAUGUCUGGUGUUAUUAUUCCACAGGGGGAAAAUGUACUAGUAUUUGCUUCCCUGGGCGAGUGGAUAAGUGGUGAGUAACCUACAAGGUCAGAUGGACAUUGGAGUAGGGAAAUCAAUGCUCCCGCUCUAAAAAAAAAAGUGAUACAUUAGAAGUAUGUCAUUAUCGCAACAUUUGAGAUUUGAUGUUUGAAGUUAACACGUUACAGUGUUUGCCCUGCGAAGUUAGCCGCCACUCGGUGUACAAUGUAGCGACAUUUGUGUGUUACUUGCAUGAAUGUAACAUGAUAUUUCGUUCGAUAUGACUAAUGUGACGCCGAGUAAAAGCGUGGAAUGGCUGCAGGUAGAGUUGGAAUCCGGGGGAAGUUCGCUGCUUCUGUUGGACUGCCGAUCGCACGAACUUUAUGAAUCAUCCCACAUAGAAACGGCCAUCAAUUUGGCCAUACCAGGGUUGAUGCUGCGAAGGUUCAAGAAAGGCAACAUACCCAUCCGAACUAUCAUCCCCAACCACGAAGACAAGGAGAAAUUCGUUAGACGUUGUAAUACGGAUACAGUGAUUCUGUACGAUGAGUGCACUGUGGACUGGCAGGAUGGGGCCACUGGUUCGGUUCUGGGACUACUUCUUCAGAAACUAUGGGACGACGGCUGCAAAGCAUAUUACCUGGAAGGGGGAUUUGUGAAGUUUCAGACCGAGUACUCAGAGCACUGUGAGACCCUUCUGGACAGCUGCUGUCCCAGCUCUUCUCCGCCGCUGUCCGUCCUAGGCUUUGGAAGUCUCCGGAUCAGUUCCGACCUCUCCGAUGGCGAGUCGGACCGCGAGCCGAGCAGUGCGACCGAGUCUGAGGAGAGCCCCCUUCCCAACAACCAACCUGCCUUCCCAGUCCAGAUCCUCCCCUACCUUUACCUGGGCUGUGCCAAAGACUCCACCAACCUGGAUGUGCUGGGCCAGUACAACAUCAAGUACAUCCUGAACGUCACGCCCAACCUCCCCAACAUGUUUGAACAUGACGGCCUCUUCAAGUACAAGCAGAUCCCCAUCUCCGACCACUGGAGUCAGAACCUGUCCCAGUUCUUUCCAGAGGCCAUAUCCUUCAUCGAUGAGGCUCGGUCCAAGCAGUGUGGCGUCCUGGUACACUGUCUGGCUGGCAUCAGCCGCUCCGUUACCGUGACCGUGGCCUACCUGAUGCAGAGGCUCAACCUGUCACUCAAUGACGCCUACGACUUUGUCAAGAGGAAGAAGUCCAACAUCUCCCCCAACUUCAACUUCAUGGGCCAGCUGCUGGACUUUGAGAGGACACUGGGGCUGCACAGCCCAUGUGACAACCGCUCCUCGUCCAAUGAGCAGCUCUACUUCACCACACCGACCAAUCACAAUGUGUUCCAGCUGGACACGCUGGAGUCAACGUGAGGAAACGGAGAAGACUGGUUUGGUGGCCAUGUUGUUUCAUCAGUGUUGCCGGGGUAUUUUGUAGCCUGUCAAUGGAAAAGAAAAUGCACCUGGCACUCCAGCUUGUGGAGACUGAGAAGACUCACCUGUCAAGCAAGUGAUUUCAGUAUGGAUUUUCAUAGAACAUGGUGCCCGCCAUUAUGCUUAAAACAGUACAUGCUCUGUCUGAUGCCUUAAGGGAUACUUCAGGAUUUUGGCAACAAGGCCCUUUAUCUACUUCCCCCAGAGUCAGAUGAACGUGUGGAUACCAUGUUUAUGUCUCUGUGUCAAGUAUGAGGGAAGUUAGAGGAAGUUUUGUGAACCAAUGCUAACCAUAGACUUUCAGUAAUUGCGCUAACGUUAGUUAGCAAUUGCGCUAACGCUAGUUAGCAACUUCCUUCAAACUGUACGCAGAGACGUACAAAUGGUAUGGACGAGUUCAUCUGACUCUGAGGAAGUCCCAAAAUUCAGAAGUAUCCCUUUUAAUGUUUUACUCAAGUAAUCCAACAGGCUUAGUGUGUAUAAUAGUGAAUGGUGGUUUGCAAUGGUUAUUGCAAGAAAUGUAAUUAUUAUGAGGUAACUCGAUUGGGGAGGGGGGGGCUGUUAUUUCAUAUUCACCCGCUGGAAAGUGGAUGUGUCAAGUUGUUUUCAGAACAACUGUGGCUAAUGCCUUGUUCUGAAGGGAGAGGUUGGCCAAGCAGAAUGUGAAUCAUUGUUUUCUGGGACCAAACGGAGAUAUUUUGAAUGGUACUCUUGAUGAGGGGCCUGGGCUACUUUAAGUUGGCCUUGAAUGACUUUGUAACAUUCCUAUUGAUGACUGUUCUAGAUGCCGUCAUUUGCAGUUAACAUCAGAAGGGAGUGAUCAUUGAAAGCACUUGUCCGCCAAUGUUAUGUUAUGUUCUCUACUUUGCUGUCCGCUUCAAAGUAAACAUUUGUUUUUUUCUAUUCCAUAAUGUAAGAACGCCGUACAUUAGUUAGUUUUUCCUUUGUUGAAUGGAGAGGGUCACCCUCUUGCAAAAUAUUAAAGAUGAAACACAUAAUUUUUUUUUUUUUUUGCAAAGCUCUUGUAAAUUGUGGUAAUUAUAAUAACAUUGCAUUGUUUGCAUGUAAUCAAGUUUAACUUCUGUAUACUGUACCUCUUAUGCCUGUUGUUCCUGUGGCCUUUCCGAUACCGUCUAAGUUAACACUUAACUCUCUUUAACCAAGGAACUGGGUAUGGUAUUGGAUGGUCAUUUGCCAUGCUUGACAUGAAUGACUUGUAUAUCGAAGUUCUGAUCCAUAAUGGACAUUUUUACCUUGUUUAUUAAGUCAUGUAACAGUCACGUAUAGACACAAUCUUCAGCCUGCAGCUACUCUUCCUGUGGCGGAACUAUGUAAAAGGAAACACGGUGUGUUUUGAUCUGUUCUGUAUUUGCCAGUAAUCGAAGUUGAAUGUUUCAGCGAAUGAGAGAGGGAAUGAAAGGAAACGCGUGAUAAUGAUGCCAAUUUUUUUUUUUCUUACCUCACGGAGAGACAUUUUCAGGGAUUUUUAUACAGCACAUCUGUAUCUUGUUACGGCAUCUGAAACGCAUCAGAGGGCUGUGUUUAUUUGGUAUGGGUUUGUAAAAGAUGUACAUAAGAUUCGCUUGGUAACGGGUGACCUUUUCUCUGAAUCAUGAAGGAUGUGAAAUUGACCGAUUACAGUAUGUACAGUGUAUGUAAAACUAAAUGUACAAGACAUUUAUGUACAAGUUUAUACAACAAAUAUAUUGUGUAUAUUUUUUACUUUCAAAUGUG